AUGUCUCAAGAAUCACAGAAAAAUGACAGCGACUUGCGACCCUUUUCCAAGGAUGAAUUGAAAGAGUUGCAAGAACUGUACGGAUGGAAAGAGUCCUUCAAGACGUGGCGUAAGGGCUCAGAUGGCAGGAAUAAUGAAAAAAAACUUCUGUCGUUCCUAGACUUCUUUCCAGACGGUGACGCUACUCGCAAAUGCUCGAUAUUGGAUGUGGACAUUGGUAACAAAGAUCAUAUUCACGAAUUUCAAAUCCAAAAUACCCAAAAGACCAAUCGGGACUACGGCAAAGAUAUGGUGAUAAUGCAUGGCUACGGAGCAGCCUUGGGGCUGUUUGUGCGAAAUUUCGACGGUCUUAGUCGAGUUCCAGGCCUCACAUUGCACGCUAUCGAUAUGCUAGGAUAUGGCUUGUCGUCGCGUCCCAAAUUUCCAGGCACUGGAUUUAGAUCGAGCUACUUCAAAAGAGGCGAUAUCAGUGUAAAAGAGGUGCGUGAAGCUGAGGACUUUUUCGUAGACUCCUUGGAACGCUGGAGACAGAAAAAACAACUUGAGCGGUUUGUGCUCGUAAGUCACUCGUUAGGAGGAUAUCUAGGCUGUUGUUACGCCCUGAAGUACCCGGAGCGCGUUGAGAAAUUGGUUCUGGUGAGCCCCGUUGGCGUUGAAACUUCGAUUUUCGACCUCACUCGUAAUCACACCGACCAGCACGUUCACGCCUCGGAACUCGGGCCUGACGUUGCGAAGGAAGUAACAGCAGACAAAGCCAAUAUAUCCACAGACCGCCCGGUAAAGACGUCGAGCUCGUUUCACGUGCCUGACGAAGCGGGCAACGUGGAACACGUACCUAACUUGCCACGAGUAUUUUCGUUUAUGUGGUCGUGCAAUAUCUCACCGUUUGGGAUUCUUCGCAGUCUUGGUCCCAUGGGCGCAUUGAUGUCCUCUAAAUGGUCUUUCAGACGGUUCACACACAUGCAAGACCCCCAGGAGCUAUUUACGUUCCAUGAUUACUUUUACAGCGUUUUCAGUGGCGCGGGCAGCGGCGAAUACGCAUUGACGCGAAUCCUAGCCCCCGGUGUGCUUGCAAGAUUGCCUCUGCUAAGCAGGGUGCCUGCCAACAUAAAAUGCGAUUCUUUUUGGAUGUAUGGCAGCAACGACUGGAUGAGCAAAGAAGCGGGCCAAGUGAUGGUACGCAAGAUAAAUGAAACCACACCGGGAGUUAAAGCCGACUACUCUGUGGUUUCCGAUGCAGGUCAUCACUUGUACCUUGACAACCCUGCCGAGUUCAACCGCAAAGUACUCAACUUUCUUAAACUAGAGUCUUGA
Messenger RNA from Lachancea sp. 'fantastica', 1314 nucleotides. The record is from the annotation of a GenBank genome assembly. NCBI's taxonomy places the organism in Eukaryota, Fungi, Ascomycota, Saccharomycetes, Saccharomycetales, Saccharomycetaceae.